This is a messenger RNA of Saxophila tyrrhenica, 351 nucleotides long. It is a transcript of the gene lsm8, whose product is annotated as snRNP Sm protein. The transcript has a single exon. Gene Ontology annotation, biological process: mRNA splicing, via spliceosome. The record is from RefSeq and is a predicted model, not a curated record. Gene Ontology annotation, molecular function: RNA binding. Gene Ontology annotation, cellular component: U4/U6 x U5 tri-snRNP complex; U6 snRNP; precatalytic spliceosome. Bases 1 to 351 code for a protein of 116 amino acids. NCBI's taxonomy places the organism in Eukaryota, Fungi, Ascomycota, Dothideomycetes, Mycosphaerellales, Extremaceae.
AUGUCCCUCAACGCCUACAUCAACAGCAAGCCUCCCCCUCCCCCAUCCCCAUAUCCCCAACUAACCUCCCUCCCACCAGAAAAAGUCCUCCUCCUAACCGUCGACGGCCGCACCCUAACCGGCACCCUCGUCUCCUGCGACCAAGUGACCAACCUCGUGCUCAAAGACACCAUCGAGCGCAUCAUUCGCCCGCCCGACGACAACGAGCCCUCCGCCGAACAACCGCAUGGGCUGUACUUGGUGAGAGGGGAUAAUGUGGUGGUGUGUGGGUUGGUGGAUGAGGAGGUGGAUGGGAGGAUCGAUUGGACGAAGGUUAGGGGGGGUGUGGUGGGGGGGACUAAGCAUGUGUGA